AUGCUACGGAAUGCGGGGAAUGUUUUUCUUUUUUGUUUGGCUAAUCGGGUAUUGCCUUUAGAUUUAAUCGAUAGGAAGUCACUGGAAAUCAGAGAGGCUGACGAGGAGGUGUAUACGACCUUGGAAGAUAUCGCAGAUGCCUUACCAGAGAAUACGCCAAGAUAUGUAGUUCUGAGCCAUCCGGUGACAUUGAAAUCCGGGCGGUUUUCCACACCGUAUGUGCUUCUGUAUUAUAUGCCCGAGAAUUCAAACAAUGAACUACGAAUGUUGUAUGCUGGUGCCAAGGAGCUCAUGCGAAACACCGCCGAAGUCGGCAAGGUUAUGGAAGUUCAGGAUGAGGACGGUGUGAUAGCGAUUAGGGAUGCGCUGGUAGAUGCAUAG
Molecule: messenger RNA, 381 nt
Organism: Orbilia oligospora ATCC 24927
Lineage: Eukaryota; Fungi; Ascomycota; Orbiliomycetes; Orbiliales; Orbiliaceae
Exons: 2
Coding region: 1-381 (126 amino acids)
Biological process (GO): negative regulation of Arp2/3 complex-mediated actin nucleation; actin filament debranching
Cellular component (GO): actin cortical patch
Molecular function (GO): actin binding; Arp2/3 complex binding
Source: RefSeq, a predicted model, not a curated record